GGCUUUGGUCACAAGCUGGAGACUUUGACCUCGGAUGGGGUGCAUCCGUUCGAGGCCGCGUUCGAUGACGCAAACCGCAUUUCAAGUCAGCGGAAUACUGUGCCCCCUUGUGUCUGGAAGCUCCAGCGCUGUCUAAACGUCGGGAGUGAGCGGCGGCUUCGCGAGGCGAUCGACGAGAUGAAUGGCUUGCUAUUGGUACUCAUCUCGAGUGCG
This is a messenger RNA of Phytophthora sojae, 213 nucleotides long. RefSeq lists its product as hypothetical. The transcript has a single exon. Lineage: Eukaryota; Oomycota; Peronosporomycetes; Peronosporales; Peronosporaceae. The annotation marks the transcript as partial. The record is from RefSeq and is a predicted model, not a curated record.